AUGUCACAUUACUCAAUUAUUCACUGGUCUUCAUUAAGUUCCAAGAAGACAGAAGUUCUUAAUGUUUCUGGUCAUGUGGCCCCAUGCGAGAAACACCCAGGAAGUUUACUGGAGGGAUUUACUCAGACUCAAGUUAGUACUCUGGCAGUGCGUGACAAUUUAUUGAUUGCUGGGGGAUUUCAAGGAGAGCUUAUUUGCAAGAAUCUAGACCGAACCGGGGUUACUUUUUGUACCAGGACAACUUAUGAUGACAAUGCAAUCACAAAUGCAAUUGAAAUCUAUGACAGUCCAAGUGGUGCUGUUCAUUUCAUGGCUACAAAUAAUGAUUGUGGAGUACGAGACUUUGAUAUGGAGAGAUUUCAGCUUAUCAAGCACUUCUCUUAUCCUUGGCCUGUAAAUCACACCUCUCUGAGUCCAGAUGGCAAAGUCAUCAUUAUUGUUGGAGACAGCCCUGAUGGAAUGCUCGUGGAUUCUCAAACAGGGAAGACUGUCACGCACCUACAAGGACACUUGGAUUUCUCUUUUGCUUCUGCAUGGCAUCCAAAUGGUCAUAUCUUUGCCACUGGAAACCAGGACAAGACUUGCCGUAUAUGGGAUGUUAGGAACGUUUCAAAGCCAGUAGAUGUACUAAAAGGAAACCUAGGUGCUAUUCGAUCAAUCCGUUUCACAUCCGAUGGGCAAUUCAUGGCGAUGGCUGAGCCAGCUGAUUUUGUUCAUGUCUAUGAUGUGAAGAAUGGUUUUGAGAAAGAGCAAGAGAUUGAUUUUUUUGGCGAGAUCUCUGGGCUUUCUUUCAGUCCUGAUACAGAUUCCCUCUUCAUUGGAGUGUGGGAUCGCACUUAUGGUAGCCUUUUUCAGUACAACCGAUGCAGGAACUACUCAUAUCUAGAUAGUCUACUGUGA
Molecule: messenger RNA, 900 nt
Organism: Fraxinus pennsylvanica
Lineage: Eukaryota; Viridiplantae; Streptophyta; Magnoliopsida; Lamiales; Oleaceae
Source: the annotation of a GenBank genome assembly